This is a messenger RNA of Cylicostephanus goldi, 377 nucleotides long. Lineage: Eukaryota; Metazoa; Nematoda; Chromadorea; Rhabditida; Strongylidae. The record is from the annotation of a GenBank genome assembly.
AUGAACUACAUCGUCAUAUGUCGUGGAGAUCUGGAUUGGAAUCUAAGAGCUAAAAAAAUCGACAGUAUGAGGAAGAUCAUUGAUCAAUACCCACAGUUCCAAACUAGUUUGUUCGACUAUGAUAGCACAAUUUACGAUCUCAUUAUCGCUGUUAAGGAUGAACUCAUCAAGGCCGUUUUAAUCACUUUUGCUUGUAUGACGCUUGCAUGUGCUUUCAUGAUACCUAGUUUGACGGGUGCUUCCAUAGCCACGGUAUCAAUGUUGUCCAUAUCGUUUACUUUGCUGGGAAUCCUAGCUUUAUGGGGUCAGAGUCUUGAUCCAGUUACCAUGAUCAACGUUUUAAUGGCCAUUGGACUAAGUGUUGAUUUCAGGUAAGU